UUUCAAAUUUUCACAAUAAAAAAUUAAAAAUGUAUUUGUUUAUAUAAGUUAUUUUUGUACUUUGGCCUCUGUAAAUUUGUGGUACAAAUCUGGACACUGGUACGGAAAAUCCUUGCUAAAUCUCUUUCAAAAUGAACAUUCCUCUGGGUUUUCGUCUUACGUUUUCAAUUACCAUACCAUUAUUUAUAGUCAACCGUGGCUACAAGAAGAAAUCAUUAAGUUUAAGUGGUGCUUGGUCGUCACUUAUUGUUGGAUUCUUAUUAACUUUCACGAAUUUUUGUUUUUUCUCUGCCCUCCUCGCGUUUUUCGUAUCUGGGUCGAUUGUCACUAAACUGAAGUCGGAAGCAAAACGGAGCAUCGAAUAUGAUUUUAAAGAAGGUGGUCAGCGUAAUUGGGUUCAAGUUGUAUGCAAUGGAGGAGUUGCUGUUGCUGCUUCUGUAUUGUAUCUCCUUGAUGUUGGUUGCCUAGAGCAACCAAUUGACUUUGCUCAUGACUUUAAUGCUUCUAUUAUUUCAAUUGCUUUGCUUGGCUCAUUAGCCUGCUGUAGUGGUGAUACAUGGGCUUCAGAAAUUGGAUCAGUGUAUGGUAGAAACCCUCGUUUGAUAACAACCUUUCGUCAUGUACCUGUUGGAACUAAUGGUGGAGUAACAAUAAUUGGUACAAUUGCCAGUUUAGUGGGAGGCACCAUAGUUGGUGUUGCUUAUUAUGUUACUAUAGUGGCAGUAAUGGCAUUUGAUAUGACACUUAACAAGUACCCACCACAGUGGCCUAUAGUUGUAACUGGACUGCUGGGUGGCAUCCUUGGAUCAUUAUUUGACUCGCUAAUUGGUGCUAAAUUGCAGUAUUCUGGGUACUGUGAGGUCAACAAAAGAAUAGUUCAUGAAUCAUCUGAAACUACAAAACACAUUUGUGGAAAAGCAAUUCUGAGUAAUCAUGGUGUUAAUUUUGUGUCUUCAUUGGUAACGGCAUUUGUUAUGCCAGUCAUUGCAUAUGUGUUGUGGAAAUAUGUUUAAUUUUGAGUGUUGUGUUUAAAUUGAGUUAUUAUGUGUGACAAAUGCGACAUUAGUUGUGCAUGCAAUCAUGUCAGAGCCCAGAAGAAUGAUAACAAAUCAUAGCAAUCCAAGACAAGUGCAUUCUAAGACAAGAAUUACUUGACAACUGAAAUUUUUGCGCUGGUCUUUUUCACCUGCUGCUAAGUACAUUGUCUGCUGGACAACAAAAUGUUUCCUUGUACAUUUCUUCCCGUAAUGUAAUAAUCACCCAAGACAAGAGCAUUCAGACUAACUCUGGUUAGCCACUAAUGCUCCAUAACUACCUCCUUAUCUCUGUUUGGGACUCAGAUAAGGUUCCCAUGGAUAUAAGUCUUAUAAGCUAAGGUCUGGAUUUUAGCUUACAUAUCAGGCACGUUGCCUAGUCAGUGGGUCAUGGAGUGUCAUUAGUUUGUUUUAUGCUAAUUUAUUUUGUAAUUGUGUAAUUUAAUAUUAAAUUGUAAUCAUUGGUAGUUAUAGACUGAACAAUUUUAGGUAAAUUAAAUGCUUGAAUUGUUAUAUUAUUGAUAUAACACAAACAGUGAAUGUUGUAUUAGUUUGACCACCAAAGUGUCCCUCCCUCACCCAAGUGAAACCAUAGCUAAAUGUGUGGUGUAUCUGACUCAGUGGCAGAUCCAGGAUAAAUAUCUGAAUAAAUGACCACAGCUCCAACUUCCAGUCAUAUUGGUAGAUAUUUAUGUAAGAAUAUUCUUUAGAAAUGAAUAACCAAUCAGGUUUUUGAAUUGGAGAUUAGGCUGGUGUAAUUUAUAUUUUGAAUAACCCUGAACCACCACUGAUCUGAUUCACCAUAAAAUUAAAUUUUUGGAACUCAUGUACACAUACAUAUUACUCAAGGACUUCUUCUGUACAGAAUGUACAAUAGCUGUAAGCAAUGAAAAUUACAUAAAAUUAUUUUCAAAUGA
Molecule: messenger RNA, 1951 nt
Organism: Dendronephthya gigantea
Lineage: Eukaryota; Metazoa; Cnidaria; Anthozoa; Malacalcyonacea; Nephtheidae
Product: transmembrane protein 19-like
Exons: 2
Coding region: 132-1013 (293 amino acids)
Cellular component (GO): membrane
Source: RefSeq, a predicted model, not a curated record